AUGUCGGCAUCCCUCGUCACCGGAGGCACGGGCUUCGUCGGCCUCUACGUGGUCAAGCUGCUCCUCGAACGAGGCCACCAAGUCCACGCCACCGUCCGCUCCCUAAAAAACAAGUCCAAGUGCAAGCCGCUGCUAGACCUCCAGACUCAGUUCCCCGAUCAGCUCCGCUUGUUUGAGGCCGACCUGAUGAAAGCCGGCUCCUUCACCGAGGCCAUAAAGGGCUGCCAGGUUGUUUACCAUGUCGCCUCACCGUUCCUCCUGCCCGACCAGAUCAAGGACGGGUUCAAGGACUGCGUCGAGCCUGCACUCCGGGGCACCAAGAACGUGUUGGGUUCCGUCAACGAAACGGAGACGGUCCAGCGAGUAGUCCUCACCUCAUCCGUCUCCGCCAUGUACGGCGACAACGCCGAUGUGCUCAAGGCCCCGAAGAAAACCCUCAUCGAGUCGUGCUGGAACGAGAGCAGCAGCGUCACCCACUACCCCUACGCCUACUCCAAGCUGGUGGCCGAGCGGGAGGCCUGGAAGAUGCACGACCUCCAGGGCCGCUGGUCCCUCGUGGUCAUCAACCCCGGCCUGAUCGUGGGUCCGUCCCUGACGCCCGACUCUGUUUCUGGCAGCUUGCACAUGCUGGACGCAAUGUACCGCGGCGAGAACCGCAUGGGCGUCGCCGACCUGUCCUACCCCGUUGUCGACGUGCGGGAAGUCGCCGAGGCCCACGUCAAGGCUGGCGAGGACGCGGCUCUCAAGGGCCGGUUCAUCGUCUCGGGUGACCGCGCCAUCUCGUUGCUGGAGAUGGCCAGCCUCGUACGCCCCGUACACAAGAACCCCAAGGCGCUGCCGCGCUGGAACCUCCCCGCGCUGAUGGUCUACGCUGCCGGGCCCUUCAUCGGCAUCACGAAGAAGUGGUCGGCUGCGAACCUCAGCACCCCCUUCAAGGUCGACAACCAGAAAAGCCUUCGGGAGCUGGCCUUAAAGUACCGCCCCGCCGAGGAGAGCUUCCAGGCGCACUACAAAUCCUGGGAGCAGGCGAAUGCAUGA
This is a messenger RNA of Ilyonectria robusta, 1038 nucleotides long. RefSeq names its product dihydroflavonol-4-reductase. Lineage: Eukaryota; Fungi; Ascomycota; Sordariomycetes; Hypocreales; Nectriaceae. Gene Ontology annotation, molecular function: oxidoreductase activity, acting on the CH-OH group of donors, NAD or NADP as acceptor. The coding region runs from base 1 to 1038 and encodes 345 amino acids. The transcript has 2 exons. The record is from RefSeq and is a predicted model, not a curated record.